This is a messenger RNA of Pseudophryne corroboree (corroboree frog), 5083 nucleotides long. RefSeq lists its product as uncharacterized. The record is from RefSeq and is a predicted model, not a curated record. The transcript is spliced from 2 exons. Bases 2459 to 4159 code for a protein of 566 amino acids. NCBI's taxonomy places the organism in Eukaryota, Metazoa, Chordata, Amphibia, Anura, Myobatrachidae.
GCAAGAGGCUGAUCUUUGUAACAGGCUCCUAUGGAAUGCUGCAAGAAACAUUUUACACUCCUGUUAUGCACAGAAGUUAUUCACAGUUUCCAGACCUUUAUCUGAAAGCUUCAGGAGAUAAGUGAACCCGUAAAUGUGCAUAAUUGGAAGGCUUUACACAUUUUCCUCUAUUAAAAAAACUUCAAUAUUAUUUAUGUUUCAAGUUUGUACCCGUUUAAUAGUGGCGGGAACAGUAACCAAAGAGAAAUACUGUUUUGUUUUUUUUAAUGGCUCAACUCAGGACUUUUCCAGACCUUGGUCGACCUUAGGAUACCUUGCAGGAAACUACAGAGAAAAAGUAUCCUAGUGAUUGCACAGCAAAUAAUGACUGGAAAAGUCAUGCAUCUAUACAAAAAUCACUGCAAUGUGUGUGUGCGUCUAUCUAUACAGUAUAUAUAUAUAAAUAUAUAUAUAUACACAUAUAGAUUAGUGAUGAGCGGGUUCGGUUCGUCGGGAUCCGAACCCCCCCGAACUUCACCUUUUUUUACACGGUUCUGAGCAGACUCGGAUCCUCCCGCCUUGCUCGGUUAACCCGAGCGCGCCCGAACGUCAUCAUCCCGCGGUCGGGAUCCUCUGACAACGCCGGAGGGUGUUGUCAGAGGACCCGGCGCCGAGGGCGAUGGCGAGGACACAUGAGGUGGGGUAAGUGGGUAUAAAUUGUGUGUUUUUCCCUAUGUCUGUAUCCUGAUGACGUUAUUAAAUUAACGAAACGUUGAUAUUCGAUUUGUGACCGCUGUGUCCAUUAUUUACUGGAGUUAAGUCCUGCGAGUGCCACCAUUUCCCUACGUGUAUCUGGUUGUGAGACCUGUCUUGGGAGGCACCGGGGCAUAGUACAGUGAGAGGAACGAGUGCCGGCUGCUAUCCUGAUAUACUUGACAGGGGAUGACCAAGGGACGUUUUUUGGAACUGACAGUGGAUUCUCUGUAUCCUUUUGGCAAGGUACCACCCGCAAUUUCUUUGAUUAUACCUCAUCGGCUCUUUCCACCUCAGGAUUUGAUUCCUGUUUGCUUUUAAUUAUUCUCUUGUGGGGCAUGCAGGAGAAUACAGGCAUUAGGAACAUUGCUCUUCCUCUGGGAGAAACUUGGAGCUUUUCUGACGCAGAUGCAGACACGAUACGCUUUAAGGAACAUUUGGAGCAAUCAGAAGGGGGUGAAUCUGCUGAGCAACUUUAUGUGCAAUUAUUGAGGCUGACGAAAAAGGAAAUAGAUUUCUUCUUACACGGUGUCACUCUGUCGGACUAUCAUCGUAGUGGUCAGAUCCCUAGGGGCUUUCGAGUCAGAAAUUCCCCCACAAUCGGAAAAUAUAAUGCAGAGUUUUGCCGUAAGUGGGCCGCAAUUUUGAAUAAGUGCAGCCUGGAUCUGAUCCUGUUAGUCAUCGAGGAGUCAGCGAGAGAGUUAAAAGAGAUCAUGAAUAAAAAAGCAGAAUUUGAUACACAGCAUCUCACUACUAUACGACAGGACCAGAGUACGGAUUGGUUGGGGAAAUUAGCAACACGGGUGGAGAAUUACUGCAGAGACUUGGUCAAGUUCAAGCGUAAUAAGCUAACUUUGGUACAGAAAGACUAUACUGAAGGCAGAAUUUACCCUUGGGCAUUGAAUCCCAGCUAUAAAAGGACUUAUAAUCCACGACAGAGAAAAUUUAGGAGAUUUGCGGGUGACACUGAGACCUCGAGUGGUGGCCAGUCAUCUCAAAGUGAGAACGAGACGACCGAUAGAUCCAACACUGGCAAGCCCCCUUUAGGAGUCAGUACUCACGCUCAGCGAGAAACAAGAGGAGACCGUUUACCCGAAGAGGAGGACAGUGGCAAAGGGUCCUCAAAACGCAAGAACAAGGCUGCAAAGAAGACAUAGUCUUCAAUCUUUCCAGUAGAACUUUAACGCCCGAGGAGAGGAAACUGUUGAAUAAAGGGCUUUCCUUUGUACCGUCCAGUCAGUUUAAUGACUUCCAGUGGAAACUGGAUGCAUAUCGUUUUAAUAGGAAGUUGAGACUUCGUGAACACUUCGGUGUUUCUAGACAAUCUGACAUGGACGAAGUUAACCCAUUACAUAAAAUCAAAGGGACAUCAAACUUUGAUCCAAUCAGCAUGAAUACCUCCUUGAGAUGUUUCAACCGAUCACUUGAAAAACAGGUCAGUGGAUCAAUCCAGUCCUUGAGGUCGGUUAGCUCUAAUAUGUCUAAAUCUGAGUGGGAGAUCUUAGAAAACCUCAGUUGUGACAAGAGCAUUGUUAUCCGCCCCGCCGACAAGGGGGGCGAGAUUGUUAUACAGGAUUUAUCCAGGUAUAAGGAAGAGAUCUACUGACAGUUGGAAGACCCACAGGUAUACCUUGAAUUGUCAGUAGACCCGACUCCUAGGUUUGAAGCGGAAUUGAGAGCGGUACUGGAGGAGGCCACUGCUAAUGGUAUUAUUACUGGGGCAAGCAUGAAAACACUCAUACAGCAACAUCCAGUGGCCCCAGUACUUUAUACGUUGCCGAAAAUCCACAAACAUCCUACUGCCCCUCCAGGCCGUCCAAUUAUAGCCGCCAGGGAAUCUAUAUACUAUAAAAUUUCCCAAUACUUAGAUGUGUUCCUCCAACCUGUUGUUCAGUCUCAGAAGACCUAUUUGAAGGACACUAUCUCACUGAUUAUACAUCUACAAAGUUUACCUGUACUCCCCUCCAAUGCCUUUCUAUGUACUUUGGACAUAGUUAGUUUAUAUACCAAUAUACCACACUCAGGGGGUCUAUCAGCCGUUACGACAUUAUUGUCAUCCAGUCCACUUUACACUGGAUCAGAACUUUCAUUUUUCAUUAAAUUGUUAGAACUCACUUUGAAAAGGAACUACUUCCUGUUUGAUUCACGCUGGUUUGUCCAGCAACAAGGUUGUGCGAUGGGGUCCUGCGUGGCUCCGGCUUUUGCGAACAGUUAUAUGUUCGAGGUGGAACGACAGGCCUUAUUCAAUGAGAAAGAAGUUGCAGAGAAGAUACCUUUCUUCGUUCGCUAUAUUGAUGAUUUGUUCCUGAUCUGGUUAGGAACGGAGACAGAGUUUCAAGACCUGAUGACGAGAGUCAACUCGAUGGACAGUACUAUCAAAUUCACUUACUGUAUGAGUACCCAGUGUGUGAACUAUUUAGAUGUACAAAUCUCUCUGCAAGAGGGGAAUAUCCAUACCUCACUGUUUAAGAAAAGCACAGACCGCAAUACCAUUUUACAUGGCAGUAGCCAACACCCGGCCUCCACUAAGAAGAGACUUCCAUUUUCCCAAUUUCUUCGGAUACACUGUAUCUCUGAUGAUAUAAAUAACACCACGAAGGAGAUAGACAUUAUGAUGCGUCAAUUCCUAACUAGGGGAUAUAAGUUGGAUGACAUGAUGGAGGCUAACAGGAAGGUUAUGGCGAUUCCACGGUCUGAAACCUUAAUAUCUACGAAGAACAGCAGGAAGGCGAGCAAGGGUGAUACUAUUCCGUUUGUACAACAGUAUAAUUCUGCGAGUCCAAUGAUCUCAAAGGUGGUGAAGAAUCUGUGGCCAGUUGUGACCUCGGAUCCAGAUCUGAAGAUGCUCAACAAGACUAGAUUGUUGCCUAGUUAUACCAGAAAUAGAAAUUUGAAAGACUGGCUAGUGAAGAACGAUGUUUCUGCCACAUCAGUCGGUCGUCCUACUACCUUCUUGUCUAGAAAACCAGGAUGUUACCGUUGUACGGGCUGUACUACUUGCAGUUUUAUGGAGUAUGGGGAUUCGUUUGCCCACCCGCAUUCAGGGGAACGGAUCGCCAUUCGCCAUAUUUUGACUUGCAGUAGUACUUAUGUCGUAUACAUCAUACGUUGUCCCUGUGGUCUCCUCUAUGUGGGGAAGACCAUGAGACAAUUCAAAGAGCAUAUGGCGCUGCAUAGAUCUUCCAUUCGUCAGGCGUUGGAAGGUGGUAAAAGUGGUACCAAUCAGCCUGUUGCGAGGCACUUUCAAGCAUUGAAUCAUGGCCUUGCAACACUGAGAUAUAAAAUUAUUGAUACUGUCCCCAAACGUCUGCGUGGAGGUGAUAGGGGUAAGGCCUUAUUACAGAAAGAGGCACAGUGGAUUCACCGUUUCAAUACGAUAACCACGAAAGGCCUCAAUGAGCACCUUCCUUUGAAUUGUUUCCUAUAAGCUUUAGGUCUCUUUGUUUAUUACAAGGUCAGCAUGUUUUAGGUUAUUAUUAUUUCCCAUGCAGGGGCUUUGCCUAUGUUACAACUAGCAUCUGCUCAGCUUCAGCUCAGUUUGCUCGAUAUCUUUUAGUCUGCCAUAUUAUUACUUACUUGCCAUAUAAUGACAUGGUGUACUUUUAUCUCAGGGAUUAAUGUUCCCCGAGUUUUAUGUUCAUCUAACAUUCAGUAGAACAUGAUUUAGUAGUGCAGACAUUGUGAUAGGAGAUUUAUAGCAGAGAGCGCUAUUUGCCUGACACUUCUCAUGCUUCACGUCACUUUUAUUUGUUGUGCUAGGUUGCCGAGCAACCGCCUAAAUCGGCCGGGCGCACAGGAAGUGCGCAGCGCCGGAGGGUGUUGUCAGAGGACCCGGCGCCGAGGGCGAUGGCGAGGACACAUGAGGUGGGCGGUGGCGUCCACACAGCCAGGGGUGUGUCCGGUUCCUGUGGUAACAAGGAGGUGCUGGGCCAAUGACAUCACCAGAGGGGUAUGCUGGCAUUCAUUCCACACAUGGAGGCGCCCCAGCUGCACCUGUUCGCAGAGGGCUAAUUGUUCUGCUUAUUCACUUGGAUAAAGGGGAAUGUGUUUCCCAAAAUGUCUUUAUGCUUUUUGUGAAUAUAAUUUGUUAAUCUUUUUUACGUCUCUGAGUGCCGCUGUUUUUUUCUAUUAUACAGUACAUACAUAUAAACAAUGUCCUGAAGACAGUGUCAUUAAAACACUGAAAUGUUAAUCGUUUAUACCGCUGCAGCAGUGUGAUUAUUUUCCAGACCUGAAUAUAUAACAUGUGCCAACUUAUGUAACUGCUCUAAGUCUCAUCUUCAAUUGUAAGUAAGUUCAUAUUAUUAAACAUCUCUCAGUCAGUGCAGUACUCUCCCUCUUCUGCUCCAUG